Molecule: messenger RNA, 427 nt
Organism: Dibothriocephalus latus
Lineage: Eukaryota; Metazoa; Platyhelminthes; Cestoda; Diphyllobothriidea; Diphyllobothriidae
Source: the annotation of a GenBank genome assembly
UGAAAAUGGCCAUCCCGAUACUACAUCCGAUGAGUACCGGAAGCAAGCCGAACGGAAGAGGAGCCGCACUCUGAGCUCCGACGGAACCGUCUCCCCAUCCCUCUCCACAACUCCUAGUACCGCCACCGCGAGUGCCGAUCAACUGCGUCUCAGUGUCAAGGCCCUCCUUGAUGACUGCAUCCCGACGGUUCCAACAAAGCCGAACACUCUGAUCUACGAGGCAGCGAAAGAUUUGGAACAGGCCUCCAACCUCUUUAACAUCAUGCAGUGGGUCAAGGCCAACGGGCUUAGUCUUCCAAUUCCAACGGUUGCCCCCUCCUCGCCUUCUGUCCCUUCGGCGUUGGACGACCCAUUAUACUCCUCUUCCUCCUCCCUGUCCGUCUUCGCAUCCUCCGCCUGUACCGCUCCGUCAGCGUCCCUACCCCCC